AUGCUCGGUUUCCGUCCCCAGCUCAAGUCCCGGCCCUCUCUUCUCGAGCUUGUAUCCAGCACCGCGAACCUCGCUGUCCAGCGCCCCCAGACUCCAUCGCACUCCGAGCUUGACGAGGACGACGACCGUCCAGCACCCUACGAGGUCCCACUUCCCGACUCGCCCCAGUACACGCGCUCCCGACAACCCAUCCGCUUCAGAACUCUGCCCGCUGACGCCCGCCCGCCUGCAGACUCCAACAUGCCGCCCAAGAACCAGCGUAAGGUCCAGGAAGCCGGCGAAGAGCAGUAUGGCUCCGUCUUCUCCGUUUCCGGUCCCGUCAUCAUCGCCGAGAACAUGAUUGGCUGUGCCAUGUACGAACUGGUCCGCGUCGGUCAUGAUAAGCUGGUCGGUGAAGUCAUUAGAAUCGACGCCGACAAGGCUACUAUUCAGGUCUAUGAGGAGACUGCUGGUGUCACUGUCGGCGACCCUGUCGUCCGCUCUGGAAAGCCUCUCUCUGUCGAGCUCGGCCCCGGUCUGAUGGAAACCAUUUACGAUGGUAUCCAGCGUCCCCUCCGCAGCAUCUCCGAUGUCUCCAACAGCAUCUAUAUUCCCCGUGGCAUUGACGUGCCCGCGCUGGACCGCCAGAUCAAGUGGGACUUUACCCCCGGAAGCCUCAAGGUUGGCGAUCAUAUCACUGGUGGUGAUGUUUUCGGUGCCGUCUUCGAGAACUCCCUCCUCAGCGAGCACAAGAUCCUCCUGCCCCCCAGGGCGCGUGGUACCAUUACGCGCAUCGCCGAGAAGGGCAGCUACACCGUGGAUGAGAACAUUCUGGAGGUUGAGUUUGACGGCAAGAAGACUGAGUUCAGCAUGAUGCACAACUGGCCCGUCCGUGUGCCCCGUCCCGUCAACGAGAAGCUGUUCUCGGACUCGCCGCUGGUUGUCGGUCAGCGUGUGCUGGACGCUCUGUUCCCCAGUGUCCAGGGCGGCACCGUUUGCAUUCCCGGUGCUUUCGGCUGCGGCAAGACUGUCAUUUCGCAGAGUUUGUCCAAGUUCUCCAACAGUGACAUCAUUGUCUACGUCGGAUGCGGCGAGCGCGGUAACGAGAUGGCCGAAGUCCUGAUGGAUUUCCCCGAGCUUACUAUUGAUGUUGGCGGCCGCAAGGAGCCCAUCAUGAAGCGCACUACCCUUAUCGCCAACACCUCCAACAUGCCUGUCGCCGCAAGAGAAGCCUCGAUUUACACCGGCAUCACUGUCGCCGAGUACUUCCGUGACCAGGGCAAGAAUGUUGCUAUGAUGGCUGACUCCUCCUCUCGUUGGGCCGAGGCCCUUCGUGAGAUCUCUGGUCGUCUUGGUGAGAUGCCUGCUGAUCAGGGUUUCCCCGCCUAUCUUGGUGCCAAGCUGGCGUCCUUCUACGAGCGUGCCGGCCGUGUGACUGCGCUUGGUAGCCCUGACCGCAAUGGCAGUGUCAGUAUCGUUGGAGCUGUCAGCCCGCCUGGUGGUGAUUUCUCGGACCCUGUCACCAGCAGCACUCUUGGUAUCGUGCAGGUCUUCUGGGGUCUUGAUAAGAAGCUGGCUCAGCGUAAACACUUCCCUUCGGUCAACACGUCCGCUUCCUACAGCAAGUACACCACCUCUCUCGAGAAGUAUUACCAGGAGCACAACCCCGACUUCCCUCGCCUGAGUGCCAAGAUCAAGGAGCUGCUCUCGACUUCGGAGGAUUUGGACCAGGUCGUGCAGCUUGUCGGAAAGUCUGCGCUGGGCGACUCGGAUAAGAUCACGCUGGAUGUGGCCACUCUCAUCAAGGAAGAUUUCCUGCAGCAGAACGGUUACAGUGACUACGACCAGUUCUGCCCGCUGUGGAAGACGGAGUGGAUGAUGAAGGCCAUGAUGGGCUUCCACGACGAGGCACAGAAGGCGGUCGCGCAGGGCCAGAGCUGGUCCAAGAUCAGGGAGGCGACGUCGGACAUCCAGACACAACUGAGGAGCAUGAAGUUCGAAGUGCCGAACGAGGGUGAGGAGAAGAUCACAAAGAAGUACGAGGAGCUGUACCAGAAGAUGCAGGAGAAGUUUGCAUCCGUGACCGACGAGUAG
Molecule: messenger RNA, 2073 nt
Organism: Diplodia corticola
Lineage: Eukaryota; Fungi; Ascomycota; Dothideomycetes; Botryosphaeriales; Botryosphaeriaceae
Product: vacuolar atp synthase catalytic subunit a
Exons: 7
Coding region: 1-2073 (690 amino acids)
Biological process (GO): ATP metabolic process; proton transmembrane transport
Cellular component (GO): proton-transporting V-type ATPase, V1 domain; fungal-type vacuole membrane
Molecular function (GO): ATP binding; ATP hydrolysis activity; proton-transporting ATPase activity, rotational mechanism
Source: RefSeq, a predicted model, not a curated record